ACAAUAAAAACACAUACACACUAUGAUAUGAUGAUGAUGAGAAUAGCAGGGUCCACUUCGUCUCCUUCACUACUCCCUCUGUUACUUCACCUCCAUCACAAGGAAUAGAUCAAUCUUCAAACCCUAGCCUCCUCCUCAACUCAAUCAAUGGAGCUCAAACCUGGCCUCUCUGCUUUGGUCACUGGCGGUGCCUCCGGAAUCGGUAAAGCCCUUUGUUUGGCUCUUGCAGAGAAGGGAAUAUUUGUUACAGUUGCUGAUUUCUCUGAAGAGAGGGGAAAGGAAGUUGCAGCCCUUGUUGAAAAAGAGAAUGCCAAGUUCCAUUCAAUGUUGAAAUUUCCAUCUGCUAUGUUUAUAAAAUGUGAUGUGACCAAUACAAGUGAACUCUCUGCUCUUUUUAAAAAACAUUUGGCAACAUAUGGAGGGUUGGAUAUCUGUAUUAAUAGUGCUGGUAUUGCAACUCCUGUGAUAUUCUACAAGGAUCAAACGGAUGGCUCUCGUUCAUGGAGACACACUAUUAAUGUGAACCUCACUGCAGUUAUUGACUGCACGCGCCUUGCGAUUCAAACCAUGCAAGCUGCACAAAAGCCUGGUGUAAUCAUAAACAUGGGUUCUGCUUCAGGACUUUAUCCGAUGUAUGGUGAUCCUAUCUACUCUGCCUCCAAAGGGGGGGUGGUUCUAUUUACUAGGUCACUUGUUCCGUAUAAGCGACAAGGAAUUCGUAUCAAUGUGCUUUGUCCUGAGUUUGUUGAAACUGAGUUGGCUUCUAAAGUGGAUUCUAAACUUAUUGGUUUAAUGGGAGGCUACGUGUCCAUGGAAAUGGUGGUGAGAGGUGCUUUUGAGCUUAUCAGGGAUGAGAAUAAAGCUGGGUCUUGUUUGUGGAUUACUAAACGAAGGGGCAUGGAGUAUUGGCCUACACCAAUGGAAGAAACAAAAUACUUGUUACCUUCUUCAAAAUUGAGGAGUAGGUCUUCAUUCGUGGCCCCAUUGAAUAUCCAAAUACCUCAGAGCUUUGAGAAAAUAGUUGUCCACACCCUCAGCCACAAUUUUCGUAGUGCUACCAGCGUAGUGCGUACGCCAUUGAGGUUACCAAUCAAACCAGAUCAUGUCCUGGUGAAAAUCAUUUAUGCUGGCGUCAAUGCUAGUGAUGUUAAUUUUAGCUCAGGAAGUUAUUUUAGUGGCAACAAGAAAGACCUUGGCUCUCUUCUUCCAUUUGAUGCAGGCUUUGAGGCUGUCGGAAUAAUUGCUGCAGUGGGCGAUUCUGUUAAGAACUUAAAAGUUGGCAAACCUGCUGCGCUCAUGAUUUUUGGAAGUUACGCCGAACUUACAAUGGUUCCCUCAAAGCACAUCCUUCCUGUGCCAAGACCUGAUGCAGAAGUUGUUGCCAUGCUUACAUCUGGACUUACAGCAUCAAUAGCUCUAGAAAAGGCAGCACAAAUGGAUUCUGGAAAAGUAGUCCUUGUAACAGCUGCGGCAGGAGGGACUGGACAGUUUGCAGUCCAGCUUGCAAAAUUGGCUGGAAAUAAAGUGGUUGCAACUUGCGGAGGUAAAGAAAAGGCUAUGCUUUUGAAAGAUUUGGGAGUUGAUCGUGUCAUUGACUAUAGAGCAGAAGAUAUCAAGACUGUUCUAAAGAAGGAGUUCCCAAAGGGUGUUGAUAUUGUCUAUGAGUCUGUUGGUGGUGAAAUGUUUGAUCUGUGCUUGAAUGCUCUGGCAGUCCAUGGGCGUAUGGUUGUGAUUGGAAUGAUUUCUCAGUAUCAAGGAGAGCAUGGGUGGAAGCCUUUGAAUUACACUGGGCUAUGUGAGAAGCUUCUAGCUAAAAGCCAAACUGUGGCUGGUUUCUUCCUGGUGCAAUAUAGUCACCUAUGGCAACCACAUCUAGACAAGCUUUUCCAUCUUUACUCACUGGGAAAGCUUAAGGUGCCUCACAGAGAGACUAUCCUCAAAGAGUUCAAGCUUUAAAUCUCCUCAAGAGCAAGCAGCAACAACAAAGGAAAAGAAAGUUCUUGCUUGAUCCUGAAGAGGAGGUACCUGAGGCUCACGUGGAAGAAGAGGAAGCAGAGAAAGAGCAAGAGACACCAUUAAAAAGAAAGAAGAAAAUAACGAUCUCUCUUUCUGAUUUCACUGGGGAUGUCAUUCAUGAAGCAUAUUUGCUAAAGCAGUGGAAGCGAAACACUCCAAAGAAAUCAUUGUAUUCCAAAGGGCUGAGAAGAGGAGACAACAACAAAUGCUUAGGGAUGAAGCUGUUGCUGCUGCUGCUAAUGCACUCCAAAGAGAAACUGCAAGGAGACAACAAACUGCUGAACAUUAUACCCUUCGCAGUUCUCCAAUCAUUGCUACCAUUUUUGAAACGAGUAAUUUCCUUUUGUGUUUCUAGUUUCCUUUCUCAAGUUUUGAUACUGAAACUUAACAUUGCUUCAUAUUUCUUCUUUUGCAACAACAACUACUCUACAUUCUCCUUCGAUAAGGACUUCUUCAGUUUUAUUUGAAGUUGAAAGACUAUUAGAAGCAUCCUCAAAAAAGAAAAAGAAGGCUAGCACUAAAGUGCCUCGAAGUGUAGAGCCCAUUCAGGCAAUACUCUCACUCCCUGGUUUUACACUUUCACACCUUUUUUGAGGCAAAGCAUUCCUAUGUCCUUAUCUUUCGGCUUAACUCCAUACCUUUCUCUUCUAACCUUUAACUCAGCCCAAUUUAUUCUCCCUACAACUCUUGCUGCUCCUUCCCCUCUUGAGGAGAUCCCAGUUAUUACUUCAUCUCCAGUGAUAGUUGAUUCUCUCAGAGAAGAUACUGGUAGCUCACCAAUUCUUUGUCUACCAUCCCUAUCCAGCUCCAGUCCCUUUUCUCUUGACCUACUGGUGGCUAGGACUAUGGAAACUGCUAGGGACACUUCAUCCUCAUCUCCUAUCCCUAUGCAGUCAUCUCUUCCUUCUAGUAGAGCCUUUUCUGCACCAACAAUGUCAAUGGAAAAGAUGAACAUUUUCGAAGCUACAUUGGCUAGCCUUUUUGACAUGCCUUCUACCAUUCUAACAGCCAGUAAUGAAACUGAGCCAUUGGUUAUGGCUGAUUCUCUCUUGGAAAUUUUUGAGAGCUCUGUCACCACCAGUACGGCUUCCUCAUCUUCAUUGGAUUUGGGUAUCUGUUUGGAGUUUCUGACAUUGUUCUCGAGGAUCCCAUUCGAAGCUUUGCAAAGACCUAUUAUCAAGAAUGGUUUCUUCCAGUACUGCAAGGUUAUUGAGCAAUCCAACAUGGUUAUUUCAAGUCAUUUAUCUCAGGCAGCAGCUACCAUUAACUUUUAUAUCAACAUCUGUCAUGCUGCCAAAGCUGCAGAUGGGAAAUUGUUGAGAGACCAAGAAUUUGUUUUACAUAUACAUGCUGAGGUGUCUGAAUUGAAAGAACAACAUUCCUCUGUCUCCUAAUUUCGAGCCCAACUUUUGGAGAAGAAAGCUCAACUAAAGGAAGAGUUAUCAGUAAUUAACCUGGCUUUGGAUCGAACUGCCACCAAGCUGCAAAUCACCAACCAAGGACUGGCUGAUCGAAGGUAGGAGAUGACUACAGCCAUCCAGUUGUUCCCAUUUCUUAAAAGUAAAGAAUCAAUUGUAAGGGAACAAUUGAAAUAUUGUACUGACUUUUGGGCCAAUUUAUGGCUGCAUGUAUUUAACUCCUUAUGAAAUGAAUUCUUUAUUUAUUA
Camellia sinensis is the source of this 3682-nucleotide messenger RNA. RefSeq names its product ARP protein (REF) (gene NQR). Gene Ontology annotation, molecular function: oxidoreductase activity; zinc ion binding. Gene Ontology annotation, cellular component: mitochondrion. NCBI's taxonomy places the organism in Eukaryota, Viridiplantae, Streptophyta, Magnoliopsida, Ericales, Theaceae. The record is from RefSeq and is a predicted model, not a curated record.